AUUAACUUAAUUGAAAAAUUUUUUAAAAAAUGACAAAAUCAGCUUCAAUAGUAGAUAAUUAAAUAAAAAAAAAUAAUAUAUUCUAUAAAUAAAUAAAUAAAUAAUGAGUACAUUAUUAUUGACUAGAACAAUGGAAACAAAAGUAACAAGUAAAACAAGUAGUUUAAAAGCUCUUUUAUUACGUGCAUGGCGUGAACGUUGGAGUGAUUUACAAUGGGGAAUAAAUAUUAAAACAAUAUUACCAAGAGGUGUAUCAGGUGAUGUUUAUAUGCUUGCUGAGUGUAUACUUGAACAAGCACUCGUUGGACCUGGACCAAAUCAUUUAAUUUUAUCAUAUUUAAAACAUUCAUUAAGUUCACAAUUAAUAUCAUAUGCAGCAGUACUACAACGUAUUAGUAAAUUUGAUGGAUUUCAAAAAUCCCAUUGUAUUAUUUAUCUUCUUGAAUUUCUUGAAACAAUACAAGUUGGUAUAACAUGUCGUGGUAAACCAGAAGAAGAUUUAUUAGCAGCAGCAGUAUUAUCAAUUGUACACUGGUUAUUACAAUGUUAUCAUUAUAAUUUAAUUAAUUUAUCACAAAAUACAUUGUUAAUUGGACAAACAUGUGUCAAUGAUUUAAUUGAAAAACCAGCUAAAAUAUUAAAACAAAUGAUGAGCUCUGAUUUUUUAUGUGCAAUGAUGUAUCUUGCAAAACAUGAUGAUAAAAAACUUUAUUUAUCAAUUAUUGAUAAAUGUCAAGAAAUUGAAUUAUAUCAUAAAAUAAAUGGACCAAAAUUAUCACCAAUUGAUGAGUCAUUAAAAAAAAUUAAAAAUUUAGAUAUUGAUACAAUAUUUAAUAAUAUAAAUAAUAAUGAAAUGGAAACAAUAACAUAUUGUAUACAGCCAUUACUUGCUGUACAAGUAUUAUUAAAUCCAAGUACUGAGGCAGAUGUAUAUGCUAAUCAAUUUUUAAUGAUAAAAAGAUUAAAAAAUUAUACAAAUUCACGUUUAUAUACUGAAAUAAUGCGUGCAUGUUUAUUAUCAUUGUAUAAUUCAAGUGGUACAUUUAAAGAAUCACAAUGGGGUGCAAUUGUAUUUUUAAAAGUACCACCAAUAUUAAAAGAAUUACAUUUACAAACAUUAAAUAAUCAAGAUAGUGAUGGUGGUGCUACUUCAUCUUCUACUUCAUCAUCAAGUGCUUCUAAUGCUACAGCUACUAAUUCUGUUGCUGUUGCUGGGACUGGUACUGGUACUGGUACUACGAUUACGACUACGACAAAUGAUGAAAAAAUAAUUUAUCCACGUGAGCUAGUUGAUGCAUUUGAAUCAUUAUUAGCUUUAAAACCAUUACUUGAUACUGUUGAUUCAACAUGUUUAUGUAAUUGUGUUGAGGGUUUAUUAACUGAAUUACGUAGAGUUGAUCUUAUUGCUGAAGAUUUUACAAAAGAAUUAAGUAGUAGACGUGAUGAUGCUAUGAAAGGUUUUCAAGAUGCUGAUUUAUUAAAAUCACAAUCAUCAAUAAUGAAAGUAAUAAUACGUGCUGAGCCAACACUUGCUGGUAUAUUAAAAACAUUAAGUGCUGAAUAUAUUAAAAUACAAGAGGCAUUAUUGAGUAUGCUUUGUCAAGUAUUAAAUGGUAAAAGUUUAGAUUUAAUGCUUGCUGCAGCAACUGGACAACAUCCAGGUAAAUUAAAAAUAUUUGUAUCAAAAUUAAUAAAAUUUAAUGAAUGUUCAAAACAAGUUAGUGAACCAAUACCAGGUAAAACAGCAGCAACAAGAGCAAUGUUAUUUGAUAUAUCAUUUUUAAUAUUAUGUUCAAUUGUACAAACAUAUGGUUCAGAUACUGUACUUGAUGAUGAUGGUGAUUCAUUUUUUGAACAAUGGGUACGUGAAUGUUUACCAGAAAAAAAUAAACCAAAAUCACCACAACAAAUGUUACAAAAUAUUGAUCAAACAAAAGUUGAUAGUUUACUUGGACAAAUAAUAUCACCAGAGCCAGAUAUUAAAUCAUCAACAGUUAAUUGGCAUAUAGCAUGUCAAAGUACAAUGGGUGUUGUUAAAGAAUUAUUAUUUGCAUGGGAAAGUGGUGUACUUGGUGCUGGUGAUGUUAAAAAAUCACUUGAUGGUUUACGUCAAGCAGCAUGUUGUUUACCUGUGUGUGCAACAGCAUGGUUAUGCUCACACAUGAGUAUAACACAUCAAGAUGCAUUAUUAAAACCAAUAAAUAUGAUACAACAAUUAAUAACACCAUUAACAAAUGAAGAAAUACAAGAUAAUAAUUUUAAACAAGAUACAUCAAAUUUAAUGUUUCAAAUAAUACGUAAAAUGCAACAUGAUGUACAAAUACGUACACCAUCAUCAUUAGGUUUAUCAAAUAAUAUUGUAUCAAAACAACCAAUACUUGAACAAUUACAAACAAUAUGGGAUGAUAUUAAACAACGUGGUUGGGUUACAAUACAAUCAACACAAACACUUGAAUCAUUAUUAAAUACUGGUGGUACAUUAUGGUUUGUAUCAAAUAUUGUUAAACAAAUAUUUCAAUAUAAAUGCCAUGAAGAACUUGGACGUGCUAUUGAUAUUGCAUUUUCAUUAUUUCAUCUUGAUAUUGAAAAUUGUACACUUGAUUUAAUUAACAAUGUCAUACAAAAAUAUUUAUAUAAUAAAUUACAAGGUGAAGAAUUAGUUGAACCACAAUCAUCACAACUUGCUAAAUUAUGUGUUUAUUGUAUAUUAUCAACACUUGAAUAUCAUAAUAUUAAUCCAGUAAGACAUAAAAAUAGAAAAAGAACAAGACGUGAUUUGGAAAAUGAAGAAAUUGAAAAUUUAUGUGGUCCAGCAAAUAAAUUAUUACGACUCAAUGAUACUGGUGAUUCACAUCAAAUGUUUGGUAGUUCAUCACCACAUUCAUCACAAGGACCAACUAAUGGACAUAAUAAAUCAAUUGUCCUGAGAGAUCCAUUAUUAACUGCUGUUAAUAAAUUAUUAAAAUCAUUUAAUUAUCUUGCUGGUAGAGAUGGUGAAGUAUCACGACAAACACAUUUUAUACUACAAUUUUUAACAAUAAUGGUACAAUGUGGUAAAGAUAGAACACGUGUUAUUCUUCAAGGAAUUCCUCAGACUUUGAUUCCAUGUUUGAUAAAAUCACUACCAGAAUUAUUUACAAGUGAUCUUAUUUUACGUUUAUAUGAUAUACAAACAACUCAGGGAAGAAAAGCAAUGGCAAGAGAUCUCUGUAUGUUGAGAAACAUAAGUCUAAAACCAUCAAAUUAAUCAAUUUAUUUAUAAAAAAAAUUGUCAUCCUUUUUUUUUUUUUUUUUGUAUAAAAGAAAUAAUCUAACAUAAUUUUUUGAUAUUAAAAUUUAAUUAUACAUGUGUAAUUAAAUAAUAAUCAUAAUAACAUUAAUAAAUAAAAAUUUAUUAUUAUUAA
Aphidius gifuensis is the source of this 3404-nucleotide messenger RNA. It is a transcript of the gene MED24, whose product is annotated as mediator of RNA polymerase II transcription subunit 24. Gene Ontology annotation, cellular component: mediator complex. The record is from RefSeq and is a predicted model, not a curated record. NCBI's taxonomy places the organism in Eukaryota, Metazoa, Arthropoda, Insecta, Hymenoptera, Braconidae. Gene Ontology annotation, molecular function: transcription coregulator activity. The transcript is spliced from 3 exons. The coding region runs from base 104 to 3247 and encodes 1047 amino acids.